UCGUACAAUGACUGUGUAACUUGUCGUAUCAUAGGAAGCGGCGCGUUCGCUGCUACCGGCAUCUAUACACUAAAAAUGGCCCGUCCCAGUGCACUGGGGAGUAUGGUUGGCAAAAAGAUUAUGGGUGGACUGGGAGUCUGUUUUUUAGUGGGGAGCGCGCUGAGGUGGCGAAUGUGA
Molecule: messenger RNA, 177 nt
Organism: Suillus clintonianus
Lineage: Eukaryota; Fungi; Basidiomycota; Agaricomycetes; Boletales; Suillaceae
Exons: 2
Source: RefSeq, a predicted model, not a curated record